Molecule: messenger RNA, 1014 nt
Organism: Sphenostylis stenocarpa
Lineage: Eukaryota; Viridiplantae; Streptophyta; Magnoliopsida; Fabales; Fabaceae
Source: the annotation of a GenBank genome assembly
AUGUUUUACCAGGGUACUCAACUCCCCCCUCCAAAAGGCAAUGAUUCACCUGAUGGUGUUCGAGUUUCACCAAGAGUCAGACUCAGUGAUGGAAGGUACCUUGCUUAUAGAGAAAAGGGUGUCCCCAAGGACCAAGCAAAACACAGCAUCAUCAUUGUCCACGGCUUUGGCAGCUCCAAAGACAUGAAUUUUCUGGCACCCCAAGAACUGAUAGAUGAAUUGGGCAUAUAUAUUCUUCAAUAUGACCGGGCAGGGUAUGGAGAAAGUGAUCCAAACCCCAAACGCUCACUGAAAAGUGAAGCACUUGACAUCGAAGAGCUCGUUGAUCAGUUACAGAUAGGGUCAAAAUUUUAUGUGAUUGGAGUCUCUAUGGGGUCAUAUGCUACAUGGAGUUGUUUGAAAUACAUCCCCAACAGGAUAGCAGGUGUAGCUAUGAUAGCCCCAGUGAUAAAUUAUCAAUGGCCUUCCUUUCCAGGGAGUCUGAUAAAAGAGGACUACAGGAUGAAACUUAUCAAGUGGACCGUGUUGCUUGCAAAAUAUUUCCCUAGGCUGUUGCAAUGGUGGGUGACUCAAAAGUGGCUCCCUUCAAAUUCUGUCAUAGAAAAAAACCCAGCUUUCUUCAACAAAAGAGAUAUCGAUAUUUUAGAAACUAUUCCUGGGUUCCCAAUGCUUAGCAAGGACAGAUUAAGGGAACAGGUUGUUUUUGACACUCUGAGAGAUGACUGGAUGGUGGCCUUUGGCAAGUGGGAAUUUGACCCUAUGAAGCUAAGUAAUCCAUUUCCUCAGAACACAGGUUCAGCUCACAUUUGGCAGGGCUAUGAAGAUAAGGUAGUGCCCUCUCAAAUCCAAAGGUUUGUUACAGAGAAGCUGCCUUGGAUACAGUAUCAUGAAGUUCCAGAUGGUGGUCAUUUGAUUGUGCACUAUAGUGGCUUAUGUGAGGCCAUUCUGAAGGCACUUUUACUUGGAGAACAAAAUCUUUCAUAUAGACCUAGAUCGGAAGUAGUUGUAUCUUGA